CUGAAACUCAGGGCGCCAAAACUGACACUCUCCUUGUGCGCCGAAGAGUGCAUUCUUGUGCCAGGACAGGCGAUUUUAUGUAGCUCUUUCAUGACGUGAAAGGUCUACCCGGUUGUCCCUACCUUACUGGCGCUUCGCUUCAUGGGCUUCGCAUAACUCAGUUGCCGACGUGCCGAUGAGCCGUGAAUGAGCCUACAGGAGGGGUGGCGCUACUUGGAUGCCGGGGGAGAGGUCCAGGGCCCUGUGCCCUGGGAGGUGCUGCUUAAGCUGCUGGACGUUUGCACGUUGAAGCACGAGAGCCAGGUACACCAUCGGCUGUUUGGAUGGCGCUGGCUGGGCCACGUCCUCAAUGGCGCUGCGUACACGCACCCCGCCGGCAGCAACCACCGGGCUACCGGCAAAGCAGCGUAUGCGGAGGCCCCGGCGGCAGCGGCGGCGGCUGCAGCUGCAGGGGCCGGCAGCCCUCAGGCAGCAGGCGCUGUGGGCGCUGCUGGGAAGCCGGGGCUAACAAAGGCGGGGCUGACAAACGGGGCCAUUGCGCGCUCCCACAAGCCCGUGGCCGCAGCACGGUCGGACCCCAGCGCUGCCUCUGAUGUCGGCACCGGCGCAGCGACCCCUGGCGCGGCCGACGAGCCUGGGGUAGCCGCAGCUGCAGCCGCUGCUGUUAACGGGCAGGGCGCACCAGCAGCUGCCGCCGAUCCUUGGGCGCACGCAGCGGCGGCGCCUGCGCGGCAGGUUGAGGCGUCCUUUAUAGAGGCCCCGCACGGCCCGCACCGAGCGGAGGACGCGGUGUUUCUGGACGUGGAUGAGUUGGAGGCGGAGGAGCAGGCGCCGGGGGCGGGGGCGGGGCCAGCGACAGGGCACGGGGGCACGGGCGCCGUGGCGGCGGGCUUCUCGGCACGCGUUGACGGCGACGACGGCAGGGACAUUCUGGACUUGUUUGGUGACGGCCUCAGCGACGAGCUGGACCUCGGCGUGCUGGGGCCGGGAGGUGGCAGCCUGGGCGGGGUCGGGGAGGGGAGGGGAGCAGGCGCACGGGCAGCCACAAGGACAAACGCACUAGGCACGGCCAAAGCACCUGCUGCUGGUGAUGCUGCCAUCGGGGCGAAGGGGAAAGGCACGGCGGCGGCAAGGCAGGCUGCAGCUGCGGCGACUCCUGCACCCGGGCCGUUAGGCAAGAAACAGCAGCAGCAGCAGCCAGCCGCCGUCGGCAAGGCAGUCGCGCCCAAGGCGAUGGCAGUUGCUAUGGCUGCUGGGGCCCCGGAGGCUGGCGCUGCAAAAAGCGCCAAGCCGCAGAGCAAGCCAGCCAAGCCAUCCAAAGCCACCGCCGCGGUGCGCUCAGCGCCGCCGCCGGCAGAGGAGCCCGGGGCGGCUGACGAGGAGGGCGGGCUGCGGGUGCGCAGCGCCAAGCGGCGGAAGCUGCUGACUGCAGAGUCGUCGGAUGAGGAUGACGUGCAGGGCCUGGGCGGCGCUGCCCCUUUACCUAGCGGUCGGGCACCUGUGGCCGGCGGCGCCAAGACAGCAGCGGUGGUGCAGCUGGGAAAAGCUGCGGCGAACGGGAGGAGCAGUGACGGCGGCGCUGCUGGGGCGGGGUCUGGAAAAGCGGGGGCGGCGGGAAAGGCCAAAGGCGGCGCGGCUCCUGCCAAUGCUCCAGCGCCAGCCCCUUCACCGCCUUUAAAGCGGCAGCUGUCGGGACCGGCAGUAGCAGGCGCAGGCGCUGCAGCGGGUGGAAAGGCGGGUGCAAAGGUGGCCACCACUGGAAGGGCGAAUGCGGCCACGGGACCGGGGGCCGUUAGCAGCGGCGCAAGCGCCAUGGCGCGCGCCGUGUCUGCACCUGCUCCACGCGCCGCUGGGGCCAGUGGCGGCGGGGCUGUCGCAGCCAAGGUGGGCAACGGGGGGCUUGGCGUGGGUCAGGACUCAGACACGGCCGCUGUGACGGGCCUGAACCAGGAGGAGGAGCAGGCGGGCGGGAUGCCGCCAGCCGCACCGGCACCGGCACCGGCACCGGCGCCCAGGCCGCCGGCAGUGCCAUCGCUGGCCAGCUUGGAGGCGCGGCAGUUCCGGCAGAGCAUUGCAAUGCCCAACAUCAGCGCUCUGGCGGCAAAGAAUAAGCCCGGAGCAUUGUUGGGGGGCAUUCUGGGUGGCGGCAUUGGUGGCAACAGAAAAACCACCGCGGCGGCGCCGCCGCCCAACGUGCGGCACAAGCCAACGCUUUUGUCAGCCUGGGACAACCUGCCGUCAGCUCGGCGCGACGGCAUGUUCCCCCAGCUGGCGCCGGUGCUGGAGCGCGUGUACGAGUUCAAGAUAGGCCACGAGGUGUUCAGUGACGCUUGCAUCCUGGGCAUCAAGGACGCAGUGGACGGCGGCGAGCUGUCUGAAGACGCCAUGGUGGCGGACCAGUGGGGCGACGCCAGCUGCGUGCGCAUGCUGUUGCAGAACCACAGCUACCUGAUCCAAGUGAUGGAGAGCGUGCGCGAUAACCGGCCCACGCCCGCCCAGCCGCUGGUGAUCGACGUGAACGAGCACGCCACGCUGCCCGCGCUGCCGUCCGACCGCAGCCUGCGCCGCAGCGGUAGCAGCAUCGCCACGCCGAAGUCGCCCGGGCGGGCACCAGGCGCAAUCACACCGCCGCCAGGGUUUGCGCCGCCAGGCGACGCCGCUGCUGCGGCAGCGGCUGCCGCCGGCGCUGGAGCAGUGGCUGGCGCCGCGUCUGGGACGCCGCUGCCGCCAUACCGGCAGGCGAACACGGGCUACAAGCCGCUUUCACAGGCACGUUUGAGGCACGGCGCGGCGCAUCCGCCGCCGGGCCCCAGCCCGGCAAGCCCGCGCGCGAACGGCCACAUGCCUGACAUGCUCGAUGACGGCGUCGGAGGCAGUGGUGGCGGCGGUGAUGAGUUCGACUUCUACGGGGGUGGUGGAGGUCGCAGUCCGUCGCCGCCCCCCAUGUCGGCACACGGGCCCGCGUCGCCGUAUGUAGCGGCAGCGGCACAGACGCCGUCAUAUGCUGGGCCAGGGCCAGGACUGGGACCUCCACCCCCACCGCAUCAUCAGCCACUGCACGGGCCAGGGCCAGGGCCAGGGCUGGGCCCGGGGCUGCCCCAGCACCCUAGCAGCGGCGUUGGCGCACACCCGGCCCGAGAACCUCACCGGGAGCCAAACCGAGAACGGGACCGCGGUCGCGGCGACCGCGAUUGGGACCGUGAGCUCGACCGGGGCCGUGGGAGAGGCCGGGAACGCGACCGCAACCGUGACGGCAGGCGUGGCCGGGGGCCUCAUCACCGGGACCGGGACGCUGGCGCCGGUGCGACCGUGUCUCGGCCGCCCCAGAUCCCCGGCGUGCAGGUGCCCAAGGGCGGUGUGCUUCUGCCCAUGCAUGAGGGCCUGCCGCCCGGACUGGAGGCGGAGGCGCGGCCUGCUGUGGAAGCGCAGCCGCAGCAGCCGGGCGCGACGGGUGUAGAGCCUGCCGCGGUGCCGGGGGCAACAGAGCCGCCGCCGGCGUCAUCGAACCUGCCGCCGCACCUACGGAGGUCCGCAGCGCCUGCGGCCGCAGGCCCCGCUCCGGCACACCUCAAGCCCACGCACUCAAACGCGGCCGCACCGCACGGCCAACAGCAUGCGGGCCGGCCGCAGUCGCAGCAUGCGACACAGCUACAGCCGGUGCAGGCGCAGCCGCCCCUACAGGCGCACGCACCCGGGGUCCAGCAGCAGCCAACAGUCACGCUCAUCCACGUGCCGGUAAAGCCGCUGGCCUCCAUGCCCAUGGACGCAGGAGCGGGUGCGGCUGCUGCACCACCUCCUGCUCCCAGCCCUUCUGCAGCCGCGGCAGCAGCAGCAGCGGCUGCAGCGGGGUACCCAGCAUCGACAGCCGCAGCUGCCAUCGCGCACGUACCCGCUGGGGCGCCCCAGCACAAUCAAACCGAGAUGCAGCCGCAACUGCAGCCACAGCAGCAGCCGCAGCAGCAGCCGCAGCCGCCUCCGCCAGCGCCAGCAGCAACGGCCGCUGCGGCCGUGCCAGAAGUGCCGCCGGUGGCAGCAGCCUCGACGACCGAGAGCGCUGCUGCAACAGCGCCACCUGCUGCUGCACCCGUGCUGGCAGUACAGGCGGUGGGUGCUGGCAUGGUCAACCUGAUGUUGGACCUCAACAACAAGGAGGCGGCAACACAGCAGCUGCAGCGGCUGCUACAGCAGAUUCAGGGUGCUGCCGCAGCGGCACAGCCUCCCGCACCUGCGCCCGUACCCGUCCAAGCACCCGUCCAGGUGCCCGCGCCCGCGCCAGCUGCCGAGUCUCUGCAAGCAGUGCAUGCGCCGCUUGCGCCAACUACGGUGCCGGCAACGGGCACGGCGCCACCACCGGCUGCGGCCCACAGUCAGCAGCACUGGCCUGGAGUGCCGCCCAUGCCGCAGCAGCCUGGGGCGCCGGCUACGCCACCCAUAGCGGCCUUUGCGGACACGCCGACCGCCUACCCUGCCCAGCCGCAGCCACCAGUCGGGCCGCCGCCUGGUGCAUACCCACCUCACCCAGCCUACAUGGCGCCACCGCACCCGCAACAGCCGCACUUCCAGCCGCCCCACGGCCCCGCGCCAGGGCCCUACAUGCAGCAUCCCUACCCGCCGCCCUACCCUCCCCAUCCACACAUGGCGCAGCCACACCCGCAUGCGGUCCCUGCGCCCUACGCCGUCAUCAAGCCCGAGCCGGGGCUGGUGGACGCGGGGCCCGCGGGCCCGCUGGGGCCCAUGCAGACGCCAGUGCCUGGCUUCGGCAUGGGUAUGGACAUGGGCAUGGCGGGGCCGCCGCCCCCCAUGGGCGCCAUGUAUGCUGCUGGGCCGCCACUACCGGACGCAGCAGGUGCGCCGGGUGCCUCCGGAGGUGCCGCAGCACCGUACCAGCACCAGCAGCACCAGCAGUACCCAUCGCAGCCAGAGGAGCAGCAGCAGGGGCUGCAGCCGCAGCUGCAGGGGCCCAUGGAGGCGACCCCAACCGGCGUCCCGGAAUCACCAGCCUUAGCUGGUGCAUCUGUGCCUUCAAUAGACGCGCCAGCGCCUGCCGCAGGCGCUGGACCUGUGACGGUCAAGCCAGAACCGGACGCGGCUGGCUCGGCCCCCGGUGCCGGCCCCGCCGCCGAGAACGCGUCUGCUGCGGUGGAUGCGGGGCUGCUGGGCCUGAACCCCCAGUCAACAGCGUCGGACGUCAAUCGUGUGCGGUUCAAGAUCUACGGCAUGUACGCGUUCCUGUGCGACCCCUACGUGCCGGAGGCCUCCACCGAGGAGUGGGGCCUCAAGAAGGACAACGUGCAGCAGGCCGAGGACGUGAUCCGCCUGGAUGAGGACGACGACGACCCAGAGGCCAGUCUGGAGGACGACGAGGUCGUCAUCGUGGAGCCCGUGGCCACAGCCGGUGCUGCUGGUGCGGGUGGUGCGGGUGAAGGUGCCGCCGCCCCUGCGGGGCCGGCGGGGGCAGCGGCUGCUGCUGGGGCCGGCGCGGCUGGCGCCGUGGCGAAGAUGGAGGCCGGGGCUGACGGCGCGGCGCCAGGCCCGGCGGCGGCUGGACCAGCGGCGGCGGACGGACCGGCGGCAGCACCUGGAGCUGCAGUGGUGGCGUCGGCACCAGUGGCGGCGCCGACGCUGGUGGACGAGGACGCGAUGCGACUACUGCUGACACUGCUGGGGGGUAGCUAGUGAGGGUGGGUGCCACUGCACGCGCCUGAGCCGAUUUCAAAACAGACAGGGCAGUAAUUUGAAAGCUGUAAUGGAGGCUGGUACGCUGGGUGGGGUGGUAAGAUGCUAUUACUGCUCAGAUGCAAAGAUGUAGGUAUGUGGAAUGGGGUCAGGGCAGGGGGGAGCUCACCUGACGCUCCGUACGAGCAUCUCUAUGGACAUUGAUGGUAAACAUAACGCAGGACUAGGCAGGAUGUGUGGGAAUGUGACAGGGGUUCCACGGUGCACGUGCGGCUUAAGGACCUGACGUCGUGCACGACAGUACGGCAGUGGUUACCGUACCCCGUGUUGCAGAUGCGUGCACGCCAGUCAUACCAAGCUAGUGCAAGGUCAGUUGUCCGAGUCAGGUCAUCGGGCUGUCGUUCGCCCGGUCCGUGGUGUAAGACGACGCCCAG
Messenger RNA from Chlamydomonas reinhardtii, 6110 nucleotides. RefSeq lists its product as uncharacterized. Lineage: Eukaryota; Viridiplantae; Chlorophyta; Chlorophyceae; Chlamydomonadales; Chlamydomonadaceae. The transcript is spliced from 8 exons. The coding region runs from base 187 to 5676 and encodes 1829 amino acids. The record is from RefSeq and is a predicted model, not a curated record.